This is a messenger RNA of Phoenix dactylifera (date palm), 2427 nucleotides long. RefSeq names its product MICOS complex subunit. Gene Ontology annotation, biological process: cristae formation. Gene Ontology annotation, cellular component: MICOS complex. The record is from RefSeq and is a predicted model, not a curated record. NCBI's taxonomy places the organism in Eukaryota, Viridiplantae, Streptophyta, Magnoliopsida, Arecales, Arecaceae.
GAAAGCCUCUUAUAAAACGCCGAGAGAUCCCGGCUCCCUCCCUCGCUUCCCCCAAUCCCUUUCCCCUCUCUCCGCACGAAGCGGUGGACGGAGAACGGAGUGAAAGAAUCUAAUAAGAGCCAAAAACGAGAUCAAGACCUCGAAUCCUUCGCAUCCCGAGUCUCGCUAUCACUUCUCCGCAAUGCUGCGAAGGUGCAUUUGGAAGCUCUCAUCAGGCGAUUCCCUCAAGAGGAACCCUCGGACGACCAUGGCCCAGAUGCCCUUUUUACUUUCUUCAAGAUAUGAAUACUCAAAUGCUUCUCACCGAAGUUCAACCCAGAGACCUGCUCCUGCAAAAGAAACUCCUAAUUCAGGGAACUAUAUCUCAAAAAUUGUCCUUGGCAGUGUUGUUGUUGGCGCUGCUGUUAUGACAGCUUACAAAAUCGGCUUUUUAGAUAUUAAACUUCCAGAUAAAGCAUCUUCACCAAAUUCUAGUAAGCUAAACAAUGUGAGAAAGUCAGAGAUUCUCGAGCAUUCUGCUGAACAAACAGUUCAUCAAAAUAAUGAAAAACUGAGCACAUCAAAAGCUGACAUGGAGAUUGUCGAGAAGCACGAUGAACCUGGCCAUUUUAACGAUUCAGAGAUCAAGAGGGAAGUUCCAGAGAUAGCACCUGCAGAGGAGCCUCUGCCUGCCAAACAGAAUGAAUCAGUUAGCCUUUCUCAGGAGGCUGCUUCAGUCCUAGGUGGGCAAUCAGUUGAUUCGGAAAUACCACAUGAAGACAUUCAGAACAGAGAUAGGCCUGUGGCUCAAACAGAAACCAAUGUGGAACAGAAGACAAGUGAAGCCUCUGUGGAACAAAAUGCAGAAAUUGGCAGUUUAGUUGAUGUUCCCAAGGAAACUACAAAUGAAGCCGCUUCUCAUCAUGAUACUUCAUUGGAAAUGCCAAAGAAUUCACUAAAUGCAGAAACAGAGGCCCCAAUACCCCUCUCCCAAUCAUAUUCUCUUCAAGAUGAAGUGAACCCUGACAUUUCCAGAAAAGAAGAGGGUGCAGAUGCCUUAGCAAUGUUUUCUAAGAAUAAAGAGGCUUCAGUUGUUGCACAUGAAAAACCAGAGGACAAGAAAACUUCUGAAGAUGGAAAAAUAAUACUUGAUUUAAUAGAUGCUAUUCAUGCUGCUGAAAGAAAGCAAGCUGAAUCAGAUGCUUAUAUCUUUGCUGAAGAGAAAAAGAAGCUCAAGGAGAAAUAUGAAAAAGAUCUGAAGGAUGCAAGGGCGAGAGAACUUAUGUAUGCCGAAGAGGCAGCAAUUUUGGUAAAGGAGUUAAACCGAGAGAAGGCAAAGGCAACAGCUACAAUAAAGUCACUUCAAGAAAAAGCUGAACAGAAUCUUCGAGAGGAAUUGAGACACAAGGAUGAGGAAACUGAUAUAAAGCUUAAGAAAGUUCAGGAGUUGGCAAAAGCCGAAUUAGCUGCUGCUAUUUCAAAGGAGAAAGCAUCCCAGAUGGAAAAAAUUGCUGAAGCUGACCUCAAUAUUAAUGCCUUGUGCAUGGCAUUCUAUGCAAGAUCUGAAGAAGCCCGCCAGACUCACUCUGUUCACAAGCUUGCGUUGGGUACACUUGCUUUGGAGGAUGCUCUGUCUAAAGGACUGCCAAUUCGAGCAGAGGUAGCUGCACUGCGCAAGUCCCUAGAAGGCAUUGACAAAGAAUCUCUUUUAGAUUUAGCACUUACAUCUCUUCCAGAAGAAAUAUUAAACUAUGGGUCAAGUACCCAGAUGCAAUUGAAUCAAAAGUUUGAUUCCUUAAAGCGGAACCUUCGGCAUUUUAGCCUUAUCCCAGCUGGCGGCGGCGGCAUCCUCACUCAUGCUGUAGCUCAUUUUGCAUCUUCAAUAAAGAUGAAGGAAGAUCAAUCUGGAGAUGGCAUCGAGUCUGUCAUCAGUAAAGUAGAGAACUUUUUGUUAGAGGGAAAAUUUGUAGAAGCAGCAGAUUCCUUGGAAGCAGGAGUCCGUGGCAGCCAAGCAGAGGAAAUCGUCCUCGAGUGGGCGAGGCAAGCAAGGAAUCGUGCUAUCGCGGAGCAAGCACUUUCUCUGCUUCAAUCAUACGCCACAUCUAUUACCUUUGCCUAGUUUUGAUACACCCAGGCAGCUUCUCAUUCCCCAUUCCAAAGAUCCGUUUGGGUCCUUUUUGUUCAUGUUACCUACCAUCACACUACCGGUACUGCUGCCUAAGUAUUCAGUUUGGUUGGACUGAGAGCACAGAGAAACUUUGAACAAAUAAAAAUUUGUUCAUUUCAACUAUAGGGCUCUUUGCCUGAUGUGAGAUGGAAAUUUAAAUACAAUUUACAAACGAGUGAAAUUUUUGUACUAAUCAUAACGAGGAUAUGCAAAGUUGCCGUGUACUCAAGCUGAUUACGUUAUCUGCUUUGUAACGGGAACGGUACGUUCUUUUUUAUUCA